AUGGUCCAGCUGAAGAUCCAGCUGGACCAGAUGCAGCUCAUCCUGAUGGCCCUGGUGUGCAAGGCUGGGAGCUUCCAGGACGAGGCAACGUGUCCUAUCUACCUGGAGUAUUUCACAGACCUGGUGACCAUCAAGUGUGGACACAACUUCUGUCAGGCCUGCCUCAGCUGGUGCUGGGGGGAGUAGGAGCCCAACUUCUCCUGCCCCCAGUGCAGAGAGACCGUCCUGCAGAGACACCUGCGGCCCAGCUACCAGCUGGGGAACCUGGUGGACCUGGUGAAACGCCUGCGGCUCCCAGUAGGGCCAGUGCCCGAGGGGCAGCCAGGGUGUGAGAAGCACCAGGAGGCCCUGAAACUCUUCUGCCAGGAGGAUCAGGCCCCCAUCUGUGUGGUGUGUGACAGGUCCCGGGAGCACCGUGCACACACGGUGGUGCCCAUCGAGGAGGCUGCCCAGGAGUACAAGGAGCAAAUCCUGAGCCGCCUGCAGCAUCUUCGGGAGGAGAGAGACGCGCUCCGGGGCCUGGAAUCCAACUGGGCCAAGGAGAGCGAGAGGCUCCUGGGCAUGAGAAGCACUGAGAGCAGAGGGAGGGGCUAUGACGUUCCUGCUCUGAGGGCUCUGCGGUGGGAAUUCUCACCUCUCUCUCUGCUUGUUCCAGGACUCAGGCGAGCCCGAGUAUUUGCAGUGGAUGUGACUCUGGAUCCAGACACGGCCCAUCCCAAACUCAUCCUGUCUGAGGAUCAGAAACGUGUGAGAUGUGGAGACACGCGCCACGUUGUGCCUGACACUCCUGGGAGAUUUGAUCCUUGUGCUUGUGUCCUGGGUGCCGAGGGGUACGCGGGCGGGAGGCAUUACUGGGAGGUGGAGGUGGGAGACAAACCUAGAUGGACUCUGGGGGUUUGCAGGGAAUCUGUGAACAGGAAGGAGUCGGUCACACUAUCACCUGAAGAUGGACACUGGGCUGUGUGGCUGAGGAACGGGGAAUAUGAGGCCCUCACCUGCCCAUUCACCCCCCUCCCCGUGAGCGCUAGGCCCAGCCAGGUGGGGAUUUUCCUGGACUACGAGGCGGGCGAGGUCUUGUUUUACAAUGCGACUGACAAGUCCUAUCUCUUCACCUUCACCGACAGCUUCUCCGGGACGCUCCGCCCUUAUUUCUAUCCUGGUCAUAAUGCUCAGGGUAGAAACGCAGCUCCCCUGACAAUCUGCCCAGUCCUAGGUGAGGCUGAAGGGAUUCUCUGUCCCUGACAGUGACUCCCAUGGCAGAGCCUUUCUGCUGACCAGAUCUCAGACCUGUUCUCAUAGGGAUGAUCUGAAAGGCAUCUGCAAUGGAUUGUCACUCCUACGGUGUAGUCUGUGAGCUGGGGGAACUGCUACAACCCCUCUAAUGCCCAGCUGGCUGGCCCUGCUUGCAGUGCUUCUUUGGAGAUGGUCAGCUUCACCUGGCCAUUAUAACCCACAAGCUUCAGAGGGGGAGCCGAGUUAGUCUGUACUAGGAAAAACUUAAAAAACAAC
Pelodiscus sinensis (Chinese soft-shelled turtle) is the source of this 1509-nucleotide messenger RNA. Lineage: Eukaryota; Metazoa; Chordata; Testudines; Trionychidae. The record is from RefSeq and is a predicted model, not a curated record.